CCCUAAUCCAUCCUUCCAACCCCCUUGCCCUGCCACCGAGCAGCCAUCCCAAGACCAUGUAAUUGGAUAACCACAUUCCUUUUGAUUUCUUUGCCGUCUAUAUACACACUCUCUCUUCAUCUAAAAUCUAGUCCCUCAUUAAGGAGAUCCAAUCGACCAUCACCACCAUGGUAUCCAUCUACACGCCGCGUGCACGCCCAGCACGACCACACCAACACCAACACCAACGAUCACUCCUUCUCUUAACCCUACUCGCCCUCCCAUCCGUACUAGGAUCCGUGCUUCCAUCCAACGCAGAAAUAAGCAGCGGAGAGAUCGUCAAUGCGGAUCACUCCGCAGCACAUACCACCACCACAGACCAACAACUAUCACCAGAUAUCUUCACCACCACCACCCUCACCCUCCACCCCCGCACCACCAACAACAACACCUCCAUAUCCACCGACACUACCUCCACCACAACCUCAUCCUUCCCAACCGCCUUCGACACCUCCCUAACCAACAACUUCACCACAACCACCUGCUCCACCUUCUUCCACACCCUCCUAACCAACACGACCCUAACAACCUGCCACGCCAUCUCCCUCUUACUCCGCGACUCAACCUCCUUCUUCCACGCCCUCACCUCCGCCCCAACCACCUCCUCCAUCCUCGACACCGCAUGCGCCUCAGACCUCUCCACCUGCAGCACCGCCCUCACCACCUUCGCCACCUCCCUCCUCCAGUCCUCGACCUGCCUGCACGAUUACAACGCAGGCAACCAAGCCGUGGUAUCCCUCUACACAGACCUGAUCGUCUACGCGCCCAUCUACCGCGCCACCUGCCUGCAGUCCCCCACAACAAAUAACUAUUGUUUCGUGGAUGCGGUUACGAAUACCACGAAUGCCGUCGACUAUGAUGUGUAUUUCGUGCCGUAUGGGAGUGCGAUUUCGACUAAGCCCUGGCCGACCUGUAAUGAGUGUUUGCAGGCCACUUUGAAUGUGUAUAAGGAGUAUGCGAGUGUGAAUGGGCAGCCGCUGGCGGGGAGUUAUUUGCCCACGGCGAAGGGGGUGGACGGGGUUUGUGGGGAGGGGUUUGCGGAUGUUAAUGUUACAGUUGGGGUGGUUGGGGAUAGGGUUAGUAGUGGUGCUGGAGGUGGUGGUGGUGUGAAGGAUUGGAGGGGUGGAUUGGGGUUGGGGUUGGUGGUGGUGGUGGGGUGGAGUGUUGGAUGGGUGAUCAUGGGGGUAUGA
Molecule: messenger RNA, 1229 nt
Organism: Aspergillus eucalypticola CBS 122712
Lineage: Eukaryota; Fungi; Ascomycota; Eurotiomycetes; Eurotiales; Aspergillaceae
Exons: 1
Coding region: 168-1229 (353 amino acids)
Source: RefSeq, a predicted model, not a curated record